Messenger RNA from Manihot esculenta (cassava), 1524 nucleotides. RefSeq lists its product as uncharacterized. Bases 430 to 1350 code for a protein of 306 amino acids. Lineage: Eukaryota; Viridiplantae; Streptophyta; Magnoliopsida; Malpighiales; Euphorbiaceae. The record is from RefSeq and is a predicted model, not a curated record. The transcript has 5 exons.
GGCGGUACGAGAUUCAAAUUCAGUAGUGGAGUUGAAAGAGGAGCAAGAGAAUUAGCUACUGUUCAUUUACCAUACUUGUCUCUCCCAAACCCAAACCCAAACCCAGAGCUAUAGAAACAGAAACUUCCAGAUCAGGACACUCCCCCUCAAGCAAAGCAAAGGACAGCCUCGUCAUUUCACUCGGAUCCCUCCACCUCUCUCUCUCUCUCUCUCUCUCUCGCUCUGCAACUUGAGAGAGCUAAGCUAACUCAUUACUGUGCUUUUUAAGACACUUGUAGAGGAAGAGAAAGAGAAGGCAAGCGCCUUUCUCUCUAUCUCUAAAUAUACUUUAGCCUUUUAUUUAUCUUUACUGUUCAAAUCAACUCGCAAUUCCUUUCUCUCCUUGCUUGCUUAACCAGGAAAGGCUACAAACCAUUGAUUAUAGCAAUAAUGGAGAGGAGCACUCCGGUCAGGAAACCACGCACUUCUACUGCAGAUCUGCUCACUUGGUCUGAAAAUCCGCCCGCUGAUUCCCCCUCCGUCGGCUCCGCCCCUCGCUCCGCUGCCCGCUCCCACCAGCCAUCCGAUGGGAUCAGUAAGGUAGUUUUUGGAGGUCAAGUUACAGAUGAGGAGUUUGAGAGCUUAAACAGAAGGAAACCUUGUUCAGGGUAUAAAAUGAAGGAGAUGACUGGCAGUCGAAUUUUUGCAGCCAAUGGAGAAGAUGAUACAUCCGAAUCUGGUGGUGGCAAUCCCACACCAAAUAACAGAACGGGACUACGCAUGUAUCAGCAAGCACUUUCUGGAAUCAGUCAUAUUUCAUUUGGAGAAGAAGAGGGUGUUUCACCCAAAAAGCCUACUACUUUGCCCGAGGUGGCAAAGCAACGAGAACUAAGUGGGACCUUAGAGAGUGAGGCAGAGAGAGAGGCCAGGUUGAAGAAGCAGCUUUCUGACGCCAAGUGCAAGGAGCUCAGUGGACAUGACAUUUUUGCACCUCCUCCAGAAAUUUUACCACGGCCAACUACAGUGCGGGCUUUGGCAUUGAAAGAAAGCAUUCAUUUGGGAGAACCUGCUCCACGCGAUGUACACACUUCCAUCAAAGUGUCUAACCCUGCUGGAGGUCAGAUGUCUAACGAGGAAUCCGGGAUGAAGACGGCAAAGAAAAUUUAUAACCAGAAAUUCAACGAGCUCUCAGGAAAUGACAUAUUCAAGGGCGAUGUUCCUCCAUCAUCUACCGAGAAACCUCUAAGUGUGGCGAAAUUGCGGGAGAUGAGCGGUAAUGACAUAUUUGCUGAUGGGAAGGUAGAGCAACGAGACUACCUAGGUGGUGUACGCAAGCCCCCAGGUGGAGAGAGCAGCAUUGCCUUGGUUUAACUUAUUAGGUCUAACUCUGUUACCUCAUCAGUCAUCACUGUGUCUGGUUUUGUUCUUUGCCAGUGGGGAUGUGUUAUUAUAUUAUUGACCUUGGAUUGUGGAUUUUGGGAUAUGUUUAGGCCUUAACAUGUUAUCCAUUACUGUGGACUGUUCUAAUUGGAUUUUGCAUGUCCA